UGUCGCGAGCGCGCGGGUUUGCGCGGGUCAGAGGAGGAAGAUGUCUGCUCUGCUCCAGUGUGUUUAGUGUGUAACGUUAGUGUAACUGCGCGGGGAUCGAGCUGAUCGAGUGAGAUUAUCUCAGCAUGUUCAGCGCCACAUCAGACACGGAGCGGCCGACACACUCCUGCUCCAUCACUGCUCUGCUCGCGCACAGAUCUCUGAAGAGACGCAGAGGAGACGAGCAGCGGCUGCAGGAGUCCUGUGUGGAUCUGCUGACGAGACACCAGAACCCGUCUGCGCUGCUGCUGGAGAUCACAUCACACGGCGAGGCCCGAGACGUCAGCUGUGACGGACUCAACGCAGACAUCCAGACGUCUGUUCUGGAGGACGAGCUGCGGAGGCGAUCGGAGCAGAUGCAGGUUCCGGUCGGGCUGCUGGCCGUCAGAGUUUUGUCUGGAAACAUCCGGGAUCUGAUCGCACACACGGACGCUAACACGCAUCGUGUGCUGCUGAGCGCUGAACAGAGAACUGACGUGUGUGCGUUAGUGAAGUCCGCUCGAGCGCUGAUGUCUGCUGGGGUAUUCAGCCCUGAACUCUUCUGGCAGGAAUACUUGAAGCUGCAGCCUGUGCUGGAGGUGACGUAUCAUCUGCACACACACAACAUCCUCACGCUGGACUUCAUGCUGGACAGAGAUGCAGCAGCUGUGACCUCGUGGAUCACGGAUCAGCUCAAAGCUUUAUGUGUUUCCAUGACAACUGCAGCGGAUGAACAACACAUGCACCAUCAGAUUCUCUCCACUGUCGUGUGUGUCCUGGUGCGGAGGGCCUUUGAAGACUCCUGUCACAAGCUCUCUGAGACCUGCGGCUCGGUUCUGGACGCCAUGAUGUCCUGGCUGCUGGAUUCAGUGAGUGAGAGAGGCUCUGAGACGUCAGCCGCUGCGCUCUGGGUUCAGGUGUUCGACGCCUCAGUGUUCGGUGUGUGCGUUUCUGAAGACACACUGCAGCGCUUCUUCACACACUCGCUCAUGCGUGUUCUUACACACCAACCCGUCUUUAAAGUGUCAGAUGCCAUCGCUAUACAGAGUGAAUGGACCUUUGCUAAAACCCUUCCGUUACUGACGGCUCUCUUCCGUAAGAUCUGUGUGGUCUUCAGUGUGGAGUGUGUGUUGAAUCAGCUGCAGCAGGUCUUGGAGACUCAUGAGGUGAACUGGCGUCACAUCCUCUCGUGUCUGUCUCAUCUGCUGGUCCAUCACUCGCAGACGCAGAGCCUCCUCACAGAUCUGCUGUCCAGGCUGCUGAGAUCAGCGUUCGACGGCUACGACCUGGAGAAGAUGAUCACGGUGUUCCUGCUGGCCCGUCAGGCGUCUCUCGAGGGACCCGCCGUCUUUCCCUCCUACAGCGACUGGUUUAAAUUGUCUCUUGGUGGAUCUAGCAGCUUUCACGCUAAAAGCAGGAAGUCCACGGUGUUUCUCCUGAAGUUCCUGUCAGAUCUGGUUCCCUUUGAACCGCCACAGUAUCUGAAGGUUCAUGUCAUGCAUCCUCCGUACGUCGGAGGAAAGUAUCGCUCUCUCCUGCAGGAGUACGUCACGCUAGCCAAGACACGCCUGAGAGAUCUGAAGGUGUCGCUGGAGGAGACGAGCAUCUUUGAGGUGGUGAACGGCUCCGCCGGUGCGACUGAAAGUCCAGCGCAGCAGGAUGUGGAGAAGGCCGUAACUCUCUUCAUGAGCACCAAUAAGAUCCCAGCGACCGUGAUAGAGGCCAGUAUUUUUAGGAGGCCGUAUUUCCUGUCCCGUUUCCUGCCUGCUCUCCUCUCUCCGCGUGCGCUUCCUGUGAAGUCAGAUGCCAGAAUGACCUUCAUUGAGGCCUUGAGGAAGGCAGAUAAGAUCCCGGCCGCCCUCUACACGUCAUACACAGACUCCUGUCAGAGAGAGACGUACCGACAGAAACAAGGUGUGGGUGAGUCCAGUGAGGACGAUCACCUGAUGAUUCUGCGCGAGCAGUUCCUUCACCUGAGGAGAAUGAUGACCGACGGGGCUGCUGACGGCGAUGUUCGCGCUCAGCUGUCCAGGAUCUCUCUGACUUUGAGGAACAUGCAUCCUGAUGAAGAGACAGGAAGUGAUGUCAUCACGCUGAACCUGGAUUCGCCUGAUUCAACGCACGCUGCCGUCGCUAAUCUGAUUUUGCAGAGCUUCUGUCUGUGUUUGCUGGAUGCUUCCAGAAUCAGCCCUCCUAACAGGCAGGGUUCGUGGCCCGCUGUCUUUGUGAAGGUUCUGUUGGGUCACAGAUGGCUCGUCUCAGCCCUGAUACACAGACUGUGGGAUCUGCUUCAGCACCAGGUCGAGGCUCUGAGCGCCACUCACGUGUUGGGUUUGGCGGCGCUGCAGGUGGAGCUGCAUCACUGCAGACACGCGUGUCCUCGGGUGCAGCUGACGGGCUCGUCUGCGGUCGCUCUCUCUGUGUCCCAGUGUGUCUGUGAGGCUCUGAUCUGCUCCACACGCUCACACAUGGCCCUCUGCCUCAGGUUGUGUGUGGCCGUUCUGUCUUACGGGCUGUGCAGAGCCAACGCUCAGUCAGAGGAUCUGCAGAACUUCGUCCCAGAAACACUUUAUAAAAAGGCUCAGUAUGUGAUGGCCAGACUCGUCCCAGAGACCCGAGCGCACAUGAGCGAUGAAGACACGUCUGAUACCUACUCAGAUGUUUCUGAUCUCACUGGGCGAGUGAAGGACUCGGCUGUGGCUCUGUGGAGAAACGCACAGAUCCGAAUCCUGAAGAAACUGCCUCAGUAUCAGCUCUCUUUCUCUGAGUGGCUCUCAGCUGAACUUCAGGUUCAACGGAGCCAAGAUGCACUGGCAGAUCCAGAGAGGCAGGAGUACGAGCAGUGGGCGUGUGAACAGUAUUAUAUGCACAUGUCUACACAUGAUGGAGGAUGUGAAGGAGACAUGACGCAGAUCUGCGGUCACAUCAUCACUGCUGUUCUAGACCAGCACACAGCGUCACGAACAGGAGACAGUUCCCAUGAACACACAGACAGCUGUCUGCCUGACCUGCUGUCGCUCUUACAGGCGUUACUGUACGAAGUGGUGGUCACUCAGCACUGCGCAUCAGAUGAGACGGGUCACUUCCUCUGGGACCUGAUUGACAGCAGGUGCUCGGUAACCCCUGACUCUGACAGCAUCGGACAGGAGCUGAAAUAUCAGCAAACGCUUCAUAACGUCAGCCGGGUUCUUGUGCUGCUUCCUGCUGUCCUGCUGGUGAGCGUCAGAACAGACCGGAAAACCCUGGACUGCCAUCGGAUGAUCGAACACAUCAGUCAUGUUCAGAGGAGGGCGUGUUGUUCUGCUGGUCUGCUGUCUUUCAAUCUCACGACUCACUUCCUCAAAGCGGUCAUGAGUGGCAGCGUGAGCUGUGCUGGUCCUGCUGACGCAGUGAACGCGUGUCUGUCUGAGUUCAGCGCUCAGUGUCCACUUCUGCUGCUGUCUGCUGCGUGUUGGUGGAGGCGUCUGUCUGCGGCGCUGAGCUCACAGUGGAAGCGUUUGACCGGACGAGACACGCUGCCUCAACAGCUGCAGAUGCUGGACGACAGUUACAGCUGGAGCUCACGGCUGGUUCGGGGACUGGUGUCCGCUGCGCCACCGGCUCCAUCAUGGCUGCUGGCCGCAUCUCUGCACAGUUCCCUGAGGGGAUCAGACAGUGAGAUCCUGAAACGGGUUCUCAGACAGCUGGACGAGACAGACACGCAGGUUUCGCUCUUCCUGUUUCUCUACAGCGUCAUAGAGCUCAUCUCCGCUCACCUGAGCGAACAGGCUGUGGCGUGUGUGAAGCGCGUCAGAGACGUGAGCGCCUAUCUCCUCACUCACCUCGUGCACGAUUCUGAUUGGCUGCGGCUGUUUGAUCAGUCUGGAUCAGAUCACAGACUGUCUCAUUUCACGUCACGUGUGGCGUCUCCUCAGAUACUCAGACUGAUGCCGUUUGCCUUCUACAGCAUUCUCACUGCGGUGGAGUCAGAGGUCCUGGAGCGAGCGAUUCGGUCUCCUGGCUUCCUCUACAGCGCUGCCGUCUGCUACAGGGAUCUCAGUCAGCUCUUCAUGAACAGCUCGCAGCAGCAGGUCCUGCUGGAGGCCCGGCGACUUCUGAUGAGCAGCAUCUCUCUGAGCUCACGCAACUGUCUGACGCUCAGCCAGAGAAAACAGCUGUGCUCAGAAUACGAGCAGCUGGACGCAGAGAUAUCAGCGGCGCUCGCACACCUCACAUGAGAAACGACGACAGGUGACGGAUGGGACUCUUCAUGUUAUGACGGGACUGUGUUUGUGUUUGACUGAGAGUAACAAUAAACCAUGAUGAGCUCUCA
Molecule: messenger RNA, 4330 nt
Organism: Megalobrama amblycephala (Wuchang bream)
Lineage: Eukaryota; Metazoa; Chordata; Actinopteri; Cypriniformes; Xenocyprididae
Gene: fanca
Product: Fanconi anemia group A protein
Biological process (GO): interstrand cross-link repair
Cellular component (GO): Fanconi anaemia nuclear complex
Source: RefSeq, a predicted model, not a curated record